Molecule: messenger RNA, 2533 nt
Organism: Branchiostoma floridae (Florida lancelet)
Lineage: Eukaryota; Metazoa; Chordata; Leptocardii; Amphioxiformes; Branchiostomatidae
Product: polycystic kidney disease protein 1-like 2
Exons: 11
Coding region: 1-2310 (769 amino acids)
Biological process (GO): detection of mechanical stimulus
Cellular component (GO): membrane
Molecular function (GO): protein binding; calcium channel activity
Source: RefSeq, a predicted model, not a curated record
AUGCCUGCACCACACGUCUAUCAGAUCACGGUCACCACAGGGUCCAUGUUCAGCGCAGGCACCGCAUCACGUGUCGGCUUCCAACUGUACGGGUCAGAGGGCACAUCUCCAGUCAAAAUGCUGAACCCGAAAGGAGAGGCUUUGGUGCGAGGAAGUACUUUGCACUUUGUGAUGCCCGUGCGAGAGUCACUUGGAGAAGUGAUGUUGUUGCACAUCUGGCACGAUAACUCUGGGGAAGGCGACAAUUCAUCGUGGUUCCUCGGAAGUUUUGUCGUCAGAGAUGUAGAAAAGGAUGUGGUGUCUUACUUCAACUGCAACGACUGGUUAUCAGCAGAAAAAGGGGACGGUGAGGUGCAGAAGGUGGUUCACGCUAGCACCGAGGAGGAGCUGACAUCAUUUACCAAUGUCUUUAUUGAGGCAACCAAAAAUGCGUUCUACGAUAAACAGCUGUGGGCGUCUGUCCUUGUAGCAGCACCGGGAUCCAGCUUCACCAAAGCCCAGCGUCUGUCCUGUUGCUUUACUCUCCUGAACACCAUGAUGCUGGCCAGUGCCAUGUGGUACAGGGAAGAAAACACAACUGCUGACACAAGAGUGUUCAACCUGGGGUUUGUUCGUUUUACAAUAGAGGCUAUCAUUGGAAAACGUUCUUCCCGCUUGGGCAAGCUCGUGGCGUGGGUUACCGUGUUCCUGGUGUCCACCAGCUCCGCGUUCUUCGUCAUCCUGUACAGUAUGGACUGGGGGAAGGAGAAGAGUGACUCAUGGAUAAAGGCUUUUAUAAUGUCCUUCGUGGGGACCAGCUGUGUGGUGGACACUCUUCAGAUCUUUGUGCUUGCUGUGGCCCUGGCGUCCAUCCUUAGCCUCCCGCUCCUCGCCAAGCCGCCGACUAUUCGGAAGGAAGACUUGCAGCUGAACCUGUGGAACACAACAGCUCCGAAGAAAGUCCACCCACCUGCCAAGCCUAAUAGGCAGUCUGCGAGGAAAAAUAAGGAGCUGAAUGAGAAAUCAGCCUCAGUACUGAAGGAGAUUCUUCUCCUGUUGGUCUUCGUAUCCCUUCUCUUCUACAUCGCCCAGGCAGACAAAGACCAACAAAAGACUUUCUAUGAAACCCAGUCUUUAUCGAAGAAUAUUCUGCAAAACUAUGAUGUGAUCAGAACUCCGGACAAGUUUUACAUAUGGGCUGAGGACGUCCUGCUGCGGACUCUUUACCCGGCCACCUGGUACAACGGAAAGGACAUGAAGUACUUAGACCGGCAGUUUGCACACAACACGGGAUCCUUCCGCCUCGGUCCUCCUCGUCUUACUCAAGUUAGACAUCUUCCGGAUGUCAUGACGCGGAAUGCUUUCCAUGACCUCGGCUGGAGCUUGGACUUGGGGAAUGUUUCUGGUAACUGCUGGCGAUUCGAGGUUAAGGACUUGUUAGCUCAUCCAAACGACACCUUCCUCUGCAAGAAUCACCACUCGUUUGACGUGCCUUUGGGCCAUGACGCGGCUGUGUCAUUCUUUGGCAUCUUGAGAGACAAACAGUUUUUUGACAAAUACACAAAAUCCGUGACAAUCACAGUAAACUUCUACAAUCCCAGCCUGAAGCUAUUCAGCAUUGUGAAAAUGGUUACAGACCGUUCUGGAGUCGGGCAUCUCGUGCCAACAGCAGCAAUCACUUCAUUCAGACUGUUUCAAUACGAAAGUGAUGCUGACUACAUGAAGCUAUUUGUGCAAAUUGCAUUUACAUUAUUGUUCGCUGUUAUACUUUGUAACGAACUAAAGACAAUGGAGAACAUGGGCAGGGAAUACUUCACAAAGUGGAACGCCCUUGGAUUCGUUAGCCUCAUCGGUACAGCUACAACAAUCUCCGUCUUCAUCAAGCGAUAUGUGGUAGCAUCUGAAACGCUCGAAAUGAUCGUCAAAAGUAAAGGUGAGCUGGGAUUUGAGCGCUUUAUUGACCUGCAAACUGCUGCAUAUUGGGAUGCUUGUUUCAAGCACAUGUUGGGUCUGGUAGUCUUCAUCAACACCAUUUCCUUACUUCGCGUCGUCCGCUUCAGUAAACCAAUCGGCAAACUCCUGGCCCUUCCCGGUAUCAUGAAGAAGGAGCUCCUGGCGUUCGUAGUUUCUGCUGUCGUGGCCUUCAUGGCCUUCAUCAGCUCAGGUAUGGAUUCCAAAAUCAUGUCGCAUUUGCACCUUUUGUGUAUUGUACAAUACUCAAUGUUAACGCCUUUUUCUGCCUUUCACCGGCUUCAGGAUUCCUCAUAUUUGGAAGCGAAAUGGAAUCUUACACAGACCUGUACCAAACGACGUUUGCACUCUUCGAGAUGAUGCUUGGAAGGUUCUUCGCCCAGGAAAUGUUGGAUUCCAAUCCUAUCACUGGACCAAUCUUCUUCUCCACCUUCAUGAUCUGCAUCUUCAUCCUCCUGGUGAACUUCCUGAUGACCAUCAUCUGUGACGCAAUUUCCGCUGACGUUGACGUCGACCAUGACCGUGAACUUGCCGAUCACAUGUGGAGGAGCUUCUGGACUAUGAUGGGGUUUCACAGCACGCC